Molecule: messenger RNA, 4758 nt
Organism: Sclerotinia sclerotiorum 1980 UF-70
Lineage: Eukaryota; Fungi; Ascomycota; Leotiomycetes; Helotiales; Sclerotiniaceae
Exons: 2
Coding region: 1-4758 (1585 amino acids)
Biological process (GO): meiotic DNA recombinase assembly involved in reciprocal meiotic recombination; double-strand break repair via homologous recombination; meiotic joint molecule formation
Cellular component (GO): Swi5-Sfr1 complex; Swi5-Swi2 complex
Molecular function (GO): DNA binding
Source: RefSeq, a predicted model, not a curated record
AUGGAUGGAGUUACUUUGGAGAUGGAUUUGGGGAUGGAGUUUUAUGAACAGUGGGAUUGGCAGAGGUUUAGGGAGGCGGAGAGUAUGGAGUUGGAGGAAGAAGACGGUGGUGUGGUGCAGACAGAAGUGGUCUUAGAGAAUAUAGAGGAGGUUAUGGAAAGGGAGGAGAAUAUUGGUGGGGCUGGAAGAGUGUAUGAGGUGGAGGAGGGCACAUCACGGAGAUUUGGUUUGGCUCAAUACGAUGGGUCGGCUGAUGAUGUGCAUGAGAAUCAGGAGACUGGAUCAAUAUCAAAAAUACGGAUUGAUGAUGUUGAGAUGAGAUCGCGACAAAUGGAUUUGCCACAGUAUGAUGGCCCGGUCGAAGAGGCCGAGGACGUCGUGUCCAUGUUGAAAACCAGAGAAGAAGAUAUCGAUAUAGGUUCUCGGCACGAUCAUGCAAACAUUUUCACUCACUUGGUGGAUGAGGCUUUGAACGAAAACACUUCCGAGGGCCAAGAGCAAAGAGUGGUGGUGGAAAAUGUCGAGUUGAAUAAAGUGGGUAGCGGUAUUACUCCGGAGAAACGUGAUGAUGUAGGAGGCGAGGGAGAUGGUGAUGGAAGCAUUUCGGAUUUCUUUGGAAGCGAGAAUAUUGAUGAAGAAGUGGUCGACCUUGGUAAUACCGACAUACCUCAUGGAACUCAUAAGAAUAUUCCAGAGUCAAGUACAACUACGACUGAAAUGACAGUCAAAUCUGGUGUCAUUGUAGAAGCAGAUACUUUCGAAAAGAGCAAUUAUUUCAAAGGUCAGAUGAAUGAUAGGAUGGAGGAUCAAGUUUUAGAUGGCGAGACACAUGUGCCAGAGGAAAGCCACAACGACAUGUCAAGUACGGGAAAGGCCGCCAGCAAGAUGGAAGUCGAACCACUGAUCGAUAAGCCUGCAGAUGGGGAAAUUAAUGGAUUCAGAGAAUCUCUCAACAAUACCUCAACUUUAAAAACAACUUGUCCAGAGAUUACUGUUGAAGCUGGAACGAACGCCAAUACAAAUGCACAUUUCGAAAUCGAAGGCCACGACGCUGAAAGUAUGGCUAGCGGUUUACUCAGCUAUGAAAAUCUGAGAAAUCUUGAAGGAAAGUCCAGUUCAAUGUCUAUUCUCGACCAACCACCUAUGAAAUUUACCACCCAGAAUGAGUUUCUCGAGAAAAUUUCCCCUGCCACGGAAGAAACUACUGAUGCAAAUAUCAUGAACGCUGCGUACAGUGACAAUAUGCACGCUCUUUCACUGGGGCAAGAUUUCGGCAUCGCUAAUCAAACGUCUGUGAAUGAUGAAAGCGUGCAAGAAGAUGUUGAAUUGCCUCCGUUGCCCAGGAUGGAGGCUCCGGUACAAAAAAGUCAGAUAGAAAUUCCCGACAGCGAUGCGAUCACAGAGUCAAGUCAGCGAUCUCCACGGAAGCUUGGUCAUAUUGACAGAACACUCGAUAGUCCAAUAAAUAAUUUGAAGGAUGAGGGGACACAUAUAUCAAAUUAUGGAAGCAGGGAAGAAAUAAGCGAUGGAGAGGCCGAAGAUAUCGUAAGCUCAUUUGCAAGAGAAUGUGCAACAAGCUCCAUUGACCCAAAGAAAAAUCUCAACAGGCCGGAAACAAUGGGAGCUAAGAGCCUUCAAAAUAGAAUAGAUACAACUAUAGGAGAUAGACAGUCAAUCGAGAUUGCACCAGUUGAUUCUGCAAAGAAGCCGAAAGCAGAUUCGAAAUCUGAGAGCGAAGAUAAAAUAGAAAUGGGGACAUGCCCUUCUGAAACUAUACCACAGAAGAAGACGAACAAGAGAGGUCGGCCACCAGGAAGAAAGAAAUCUGGGAUAGUUAAUGGUGAAGGUGACAUCAAGGAACCUAUCGAGAAGAAAGCAAAGCUUGUCGAAUUUGAUUCAGAUAAGGCGUUGAGUAUGGAGGCUGAGGACGAUUUGACUGAAAGCACACCUGUGCAAGAGAAGAAAAAAAGAGGCAGGCCAUCUAGUAGGAAGGUUUCUUCGCUGUCUGUUGGUGACUUUGUCGACCAAACAGACGAGGUAAUCAGGCACUCAUCUUCUGCGGAAAGUCGGGCAAGUGAAACAUCUUCAAGUAGCCCUGCUUCCGACAAGAGAAAACGAGGCAGACCAUCUAGUAGGAAAGCUUCUUCAUUAUCUGUUGAUGAGCUUGCUACAGAACAGGAAAAAGCAACUGUGGAUGCACCAGGUGGCUCCAAAGUGGCUUUUAUCGAUAAAGCAGAUGAGGUAACAAAGCAUUCAUCUUCAAAGGGAACACCAACCGAUGAUUUGUCUCCCAAUAGCCCUGCACCGGAGAAGAGGAAGCGAGGUAGAGCAGCUGUGAGAAAGUUUUCUACACUAUCUAAUGUUACGAACGAUAGUUGUGAUGUUGAAAAUUCCGAGAAAGAGAUGGCUUCGAUGGAUGAAGAUAGUUCGCAUUCAAACAUUGGUUCCGGAUCGGGAGGCGAAACAAUCUCAAGCUUUCCUAUCCCCUCCAUGGAAGAAGAUAAGAAGAGUGAAAGGCCAUCUCGCCGAAGGUCUUCAGGUUUGGGUUCUCGGAAGCAAGAUGCGGAGGAAUCAGGCGGACAUCUGGGCGAAUCGAAUGGUGUCAUGGCAGCAAAUCUCUGUGAUAAUGCUGAUGAUGUUGAAGAGCUCGCAAUCAACGAAACAAUGGAUGAGCUGGCCAUGAACUUAUCUUCGCCUGUUAAAUGGAGGAGUGGAAAACCAGUCAAUAAAAACUUGUCCGUUUUAAGUCUAGAAAAAGGAGACACCGAGGAAGCUGCAAAAGAGAACUUACCUACAGUUUCAGUGGUGAUUCUCGAGGAUGUAAAGAUGAAUGAUUUAACACCCAAUCACAAAUCCACUGACGAAUUCGUUACCAUCUCAUCUUCAUCAGUCAAGAGAAAAAGAGGAAGACCUGCAGGGCGUAAGUCUUCUGGAAUUGAGACUGAAAACGCGGAGGCUGAAGAAUUAUCAUACAAGGUCUCAUCGUUACCACAUGAUGACGUUGUGGCCCAAGAAACUACGUUGAAUGAAAACCUAAAUGAUGAUUUGGAUGAUGGUUCACCUGUACGACCGAAAAAGAGAGGUAGACCUGGUCGAAAGUUGUCCCAAAUGAAUCCCGAGAAGCCAUCAGUCAAUGAGGCUUCGGAAAACCCCCCUGAGGACAUUGAUGCGGAAGAGUCCUCAAAAGACAUUAUCAAUGGCUCUGGGAAUGGCAUUGGAUCCUCGAGAUUAGCUGAUAUUGGUUCCUCGCCGGUGAAAAGAAAAGAGGGUGGAACUGCUAGCCAAGGGGAAUCCGAACAGAGUUCCAAAAAGAUGGCUGGCAAGGGAAAAUUAGAAGGAGCUCCGGAUUCCGAAGUGGCAAGAGCUGCAGAUAUUGGUAUUAUUGCGCCUCUUGCUGUUGAGCAGUGGAACGAUGAGCCACCUCCUGUCAAUCCAUCAUCGGAGAAUAGAAAGAGAGGUGGACCUGGUAGUCGCAAGGCUUCUGAGCUGGGUGCUGAAAAAGCUGCUACAGAUGAAAUUGCAAGGGGAAAUCCUAAUUGCAUCGUGACGCAAGAGGCUGUAAAUUCAGAUUGCAAUGGGCCACCAAGCGUCAAUUCUACGCCAGAGAAGCGGAGACGAGGUAGACCUUCGAGUCGUAAAUCUUCCAGUCUAAUUAUUGCAAAUAAGAACUCUGCUGAGACUGUUAAGUCAUCUCCCAACGACGACGUUACACCUGUUGCUCAUAAAGUUUUGAAUGCAGAUAUCAAUGAACCAGCGACUGAGGCUAGCUUAUCCGCAACUUCUUCGCCAGAGAAGAGAAAGAGAGGCCGCCCCUCGCGCAGCGCUUCUGGCUUUGGUACUGGAAGUGCCAAAAACAUGUCAGGUAUUGAUACUACUGGCAAGAAUAUCCCGCCAGAAAUUGUUAACUCCGAUGAGGAGGAGGACGAGCUGCAAGAUGAGUCGCCGCCGGUCAAAAAGGUCAAGCCAGAGCCAAGAAAACGAGGUCGACCAUCUGGAACCAAGAUUUUGGGUUUCAGUAUUGAAGAAAAAAAGACUGUCGAGGAAGGUUUGACCAAGGCAAUAAAUACUAGAAUUGAGGGUAAUGAGACUUUUGAGGGGGAUACAAAGACUCAUGAUGAACAACCUGCACAGAGAAAAAGACGAGGUCGACCUGCUGCAACCAAAGCUAGGGAUAUUAGCGACAGUGAUUCGGAAAUUUUAGAACAAGAACAGCAAAAAUCCGCAAAUUCAGAGCUUGUUUGUGCUGAAUCUGAGGAAACUGUCGAGGACGAAGCCGACGAGCAAGAAGAAUUAAUUGUUGAGAAGAAGAGAGGAAGACCAACCUUACUCAAGAACAAGGGAAAAGAGGGUGCAAAAACUUCGGAGUCUUUAGACGAAGAUAUUAUCACCCCAUCUGCUACACGUAAUUCUAAAGGCAAAGUCUCCGGAAAUCAACUUUCUACAUCAUCAAACAACUCAUCCUCUUUACAACGACAAGGUGCCUUCUUAGCCGAGAUGAAAGCUAUGAAACUCUCAUCAAUCCAAACACGCAACGCCAAUCUCAGAAUCGAAAUCGCUCAGAAACGAGAGAAAAUUCAAGAAAUCACGCAAGGAUUGGAGCAACCUGCUAAGGAAACGGUCAAGAGACAUAUCAAGUUGUUGCACGAUUAUAAUGAUAUUAAGGAUGUUGGACAGGGAUUACUGGGUAUGAUUGCGGAUAAUAGGGGUGUGAGAGUUGGGGAGUUGUAUGAGGAGUUUGGGGUGGAUAUUGCUGAUUAG